CCCGGCGCCCUGCGCAUGCGUGGUGCCCUUUGUGUCCCGGGCGGGCGGGCGGCGCGGGGCAGGCCGGGCCGCUGUGAGCGCCGCGCCGCCGCCGUCGGCGCCGGUGGCGGGGAAGGGGAGGAGAAGGAGGCGGCGGCGGCGGCAGCGGGGGGGGUGGGAGGAAGGAAGGAAAUAGAGCCGGCUCCCGCCAUGGUGAAGAAGCGGAAAGGCCGUGUCCUUAUCGACUCCGAUACUGAGGAUAGCGGUAGCGAGGAGAACCUAGAUCAGGAGCUCUUGUCGUUGGCCAAACGGAAACGCAGUGACUCUGAAGAGAAGGAGCCACCUGUGAGCAAACCUACAGCAUCUUCAGACUCUGAGACGUCGGACAGUGAUGAUGAGUGGACUGUUGGAGGUUCUAAAAACAAAAAAAAGGGAAAAGCGGGUAAGGCAGAGAAGAAAGGAGCCAUGAAGAAACAGACGAAUAAAGCUGCCUCUUCAGGCAGCUCAGAUAAAGACAGCUCGGCUGAGAGCUCAGCACCUGAAGAGGGAGAAGUCUCUGACUCAGAAAGCAACAGCUCCUCAUCUAGUUCAGAUUCAGAUUCCUCAUCUGAAGAUGAGGAAUUCCAUGAUGGCUACGGAGAAGAUCUUAUGGGUGAUGAAGAAGACCGAGCUCGACUGGAACAAAUGACAGAAAAGGAGAGAGAGCAGGAGUUGUUUAACCGGAUAGAGAAGAGAGAAGUGCUAAAGAGAAGAUUUGAAAUCAAGAAGAAACUAAAAACGGCAAAAAAGAAAGAAAAGAAAGAGAAAAAGAAAAAGCAAGAGGAAGAGCAGGAGAAGAAAAAACUCACACAGAUCCAGGAAUCACAGGUCAUGUCACAUAAUAAAGAGCGGCGAUCAAAGCGGGAUGAGAAGCUAGACAAGAAAUCUCAGGCAAUGGAGGAGCUAAAAGCAGAAAGAGAAAAAAGGAAGAACAGAACAGCUGAAUUGCUUGCAAAAAAACAGCCAUUAAAAACUAGUGAAGUAUAUUCUGAUGAUGAAGAGGAGGAAGAGGAUGAUAAGUCUAGUGAGAAAAGUGAUCGUUCAUCCAGAUCCUCAUCCUCUGAUGAAGAGGAAGAGAAAGAAGAAAUUCCUCCUAAGUCCCAGCCAGUGUCAUUGCCUGAAGAACUGAACCGAGUACGGUUAUCACGACACAAGCUGGAACGCUGGUGUCAUAUGCCCUUCUUUGCCAAGACAGUCACUGGCUGCUUUGUCCGUAUAGGCAUUGGAAAUCACAACAGCAAACCUGUUUAUCGGGUUGCUGAAAUAACUGGUGUGGUAGAGACUGCAAAGGUUUACCAGCUUGGUGGUACCCGGACCAACAAAGGACUACAGUUACGACAUGGCAGUGAUUCGCGUGUGUUUCGUUUGGAGUUUGUCUCGAAUCAGGAAUUUACUGAAAGUGAGUUUAUGAAGUGGAAGGAAGCGAUGUUCUCUGCUGGGAUGCAGCUACCCACACUAGAUGAGAUAAACAAGAAGGAAGUGUCCAUCAAAGAAGCCCUGAACUACAAGUUUAAUGACCAGGACAUUGAGGAGAUUGUGAAAGAGAAGGAAAGGUUCAGAAAAGCACCUCCAAAUUAUGCUAUGAAGAAGACUCAGCUGUUAAAGGAGAAGGCUAUGGCUGAGGACUUGGGGGACCAAGAUAAGGCCAAACAGAUUCAAGAUCAGCUUAAUGAACUCGAAGAGAGAGCAGAGGCCCUGGAUCGUCAACGAACAAAAAAUAUUUCUGCAAUCAGUUACAUCAACCAGAGAAAUAGAGAGUGGAAUAUCGUUGAGUCUGAGAAGGCUCUUGUGGCUGAAAGUCACAGCAUGAAAAACCAACAAAUGGACCCCUUUACUAGGCGGCAGUGCAAACCCACAAUAGUGUCUAAUUCUAGAGAUCCUGCUGUCCAAGCUGCCAUCCUUGCCCAGCUAAAUGCAAAAUACGGAUCUGGUGUAUUACCAGAUGCUCCAAAGGAUAUGAGUAAGGGUCAAGGGAAGGAUAAAGAUGUGAACUCUAAAUCAGCCAGUGAUCUCUCAGAAGAUCUUUUCAAAGUGCAUGACUUUGAUGUAAAGAUUGAUCUUCAGGUUCCCAGUUCAGAAUCUAAGGCACUGGCCAUCACCUCCAAGGCUCCACCAGCAAAAGAUGGUGCCCCUCGGCGAUCAUUGAACUUGGAGGACUACAAAAAGAGGCGGGGGCUUAUUUGAGCAUGCCCACUCUGCUGCUUCUGAUCCUGCAUGCUCCAUGACGAUGUCCUACCUUUUCUUCCUCCCUUUUCAGUUCUCCCUCCUGGGUUGGAGCAGCAACGGAGCUGGGAAGAGACUCUUUAAAACUGCCAGUCAUCUGUAACAUAAACCAUUCAACUAUUUACUGUAUAGACCUCCCUUCUUGCCCUUUCCUCCUGCCCCCCUCACAAAUGUGGAUCUGUGCUAUUUGGGGUUUUCCCAUUUCUUUUAGUUUGAGUUUUGUUUUCAUUUUGUUGAUGCAGCUCGUUGGUCCACUCUGUGUUCAGUAUUAGCCUGAGGUCUGGAUUUCCUUAGGAAUCUCUUGGUGAUCGCAGAAUCAGCACUUGGUGAUCUCCCCUUACAUACCACCACAGGCACGGUGAAUAAACAUUGGCGCAAGACCUUUGUGGCUGGAAGGUCAUCUGCACUUUCUUCCUCCUCUUCUUCCUCCUUCAUCCUAGCUUUGGAGAAGGGAAUCUUCAAAAACUGGCUUAGGUUCAAAGUGUAAAUUUUUUUGGGAGGGUUGUGUGACUUUUUUUCAGGUGUUUUUUAUCAUUUUUAAGCUGCAGUACUAUUUGUAUCUGUCUGUCACAGUUCUUUACGGCUGUUUUGAAUUUCUACCAGCUGUACUUGAGCAUCUGAAAUUGCAAGAAAGAAACUCAUUAAAUGUGAUUCUUCUUACUAAAA
Molecule: messenger RNA, 2907 nt
Organism: Chroicocephalus ridibundus (black-headed gull)
Lineage: Eukaryota; Metazoa; Chordata; Aves; Charadriiformes; Laridae
Gene: RTF1
Product: RTF1 homolog, Paf1/RNA polymerase II complex component
Exons: 18
Coding region: 16-2202 (728 amino acids)
Cellular component (GO): Cdc73/Paf1 complex
Molecular function (GO): DNA binding; RNA polymerase II C-terminal domain phosphoserine binding
Source: RefSeq, a predicted model, not a curated record